Messenger RNA from Bufo bufo (common toad), 1347 nucleotides. It is a transcript of the gene ANKRD1, whose product is annotated as ankyrin repeat domain 1. The transcript is spliced from 9 exons. Gene Ontology annotation, cellular component: nucleus. Gene Ontology annotation, biological process: regulation of transcription by RNA polymerase II. Gene Ontology annotation, molecular function: RNA polymerase II-specific DNA-binding transcription factor binding. Bases 181 to 1134 code for a protein of 317 amino acids. NCBI's taxonomy places the organism in Eukaryota, Metazoa, Chordata, Amphibia, Anura, Bufonidae. The record is from RefSeq and is a predicted model, not a curated record.
UCUGUGUCUGAGCAAGGUCCAUAGAUGUUGGUUCCCAGGUUGGAACAUUACCUCAUCCAACCUUGCCAGAGACGGGGUAUAUAACGCAAGGCAGAACUGAACCUGGAGAACAGGGAGCUAGCUUGUCUUCAAUAAGGUUAACAUCAGGAAAGGACAUUUGAAGACUUUACAGAAGGCAAAAUGUUGAUGAAAGUAGAAGAUCUGGUGACUGGAAAGAAAAGUACAACCAAAGACACUGGAGAUUUUGUGUCUGGAGAACAUGGAGAAUAUGAAACUUCUGUAACCUUAGAAAAGCAAGAUGACUUGAGGACAACUUCCAAAUCAUUGAUUGAUCAAGAAGAGGAGGAACAAGCAAGACAGAAACAGCUUAAAGCUGAGAUCGUUAAGAAGAAACUAGAUGAACGCCCAAAGCUUGAUAGCUUGGAAGAUCUGCAAGCUAUAAUAAAGCUGAGAAAACAAAAAAAAUGCAAAAAAGUAAGAGUGCUGGUGGUGAAGGAACCGGAACCAGAACCAGUGAUUGAACAUGUGGAUGAAGAGACAUUCUUAAAAGCUGCCCUGGAAAACAAGCUGCCUGUAGUGGAGAAAUACUUGGCUGAUGGUGGUGAUCCAAAUGCCUGUGAUGAGUACAGGCGCACGGCGCUGCACAGAGCAUGCUCAGAAGGACACCUUGCCAUUGUCGAGAAGCUAAUUGAAGCUGGAGCAGAUCUUGGAUUCCGCGACAUGCUUGAAUCCUCAGCAAUUCAUUGGGCCUGCCGUGGUGGAAGUGUUGAUGUUUUAAAAUUACUGCUUAAUAAAGGAGCAAAAAUCAACGCCAAAGACAAGUUGUUGAGCACUCCCCUACACGUUGCGGUGAGAACAGGACAGUAUGACUGCGCAGAACAUCUCAUUGCAUGUGAAGCCGACCUAAAUGCCAAAGAUCGGGAAGGAGACACACCAAUGCAUGACGCAGUGAGACUAAACCGCUACAAGAUGAUAAGACUCUUGAUCCUGUAUGGAGCCAACUUAUCCAUCAAAAAUUGUGCGGGAAAGACACCGAUGGAACUUGUUCUUCAGUGGCAGAAUGGCACAAAAGAGAUAUUCAGUGGCCUCCAGGACAAGUCAUACAAGGGCUCCUCCGAUAUACAGCAGUUCUGACAGAGCGGCCAGACGUCAUCACUCUGAGAAGGCAUUUGCCAGGCACUUUUUCUUGUUUUUGCUACACGCUAUGAGACGGACUAUUCCAUAUUAUUUAUUUGAAACUUCUUGCACUUUUCAAUGUUUUAUUAUAUGUAUUAAUUUAUUGAUGUAUGUUUAGUAGUUCUACAUUACUAUUGCGUUUUAUACUAAAUGCCACGAAGGCAAAAAAUC